UACAAGUAAACCCUUUAAUGAUUAACAUUAUUAUUCUAGUGUUUAGUACGUCCCAGGUGAACCUCUAGCAAAGACCUUCGCGCAUCUAAACUCAAACCCUCUGAAAUCAGAAUCCAUUUCUUGAACUUAAACUCCAACCUCUAAAGCGAUUCUGUUGUCCCAACCUUCAAACCGAAAACGCGCUUCAUUUCAGCAAACUCAAAUUCUUCUAAACGCGCGUCCUAAAAUCUAAAACCUCAAUCAUCAAAGCUAUGGAGGAAGUUGAAGAAGGACUAGAAACUGAACAACUCAGAACUAUUACCUUCCAACGCUUAAAAUCACACACCAUGAAUCUUCUCGAACUUUUGCAAAACCCUCACAAUCACAAUCAGAAGCAUUGUUCUCUUACUGUCAUCCCCGAACUCCUUCGUUUCCUUCAGAAUUGUUUGCCUUCUACUUUACAGCCAUUCUUCGACUAUACUCUGUUUCCAUUAGUUCUACUUCUUGACGCGGCAAUUCAGUGCAGAUCUACACAGAAGUUUGAUUCUCAGGAAAGGUAUACCGUGUCUGAUAUUCCAAAAACACCAUUUAAAGUGAGUGAUAGCGUUGCGGAAGGUAUAGUUCAUUGUUUGGAGGAACUUCUGAAGAAGUGUUGUUUGAGUUCUGUGAAUCAGAUGGUUGUGAUACUGAAGAAGUUAACAUACGGGGCUCUGCUGUCACCGUCUGAGGCUUCAGAGGAGUUUCGUGAAGGAAUUUUGCUGUGUUUCAGGGCACUGCUUUUGAAUUUAAAUUCCUGUUCUGACGCGUCAUGCUCAUGUAAAACAAUUCCUGGUUUACCUGCACUUUCGGAUGACAUUUAUGAUCAUAGACUUCAUAAGAAUUUCAAGAAUGUUUCAGAAUCAGAAGAAUGUUUACUUGCAUUUCUCCGAUCACAAACUGCGUCAGCUGCUGUAGGACACUGGAUAUCACUUCUUCUCAAAGCUGCAGAUACGGAGGCUGCAAGGGGACAACGAGGUUCUGCAAGAAUUAGAAUUGAAGCCUUCAAAACUCUGAGAGUGCUGGUUGCUAAGGUUGGUUCUGCAGAUGCAUUAGCUUUCUUUUUACCUGGCAUUGUUAGUAACUUAUCUAAAGUUUUGCAUGGUGCAAAAACAAUGAUAAGUGGGGCUGCCGGAAGCAUGGAGGCUGUUGGCCUAGCAAUUAGAGGUUUGGCAGAGUUCCUUAUGAUAGUUCUCCGGGAUGAUGCUAAUGCAUCAGUCCUGGACAUGGAAGUGUCUGCAAGCUUUGAUCCAAAAGAGUGUAAAUCUACUCUUUCUCUUUUGGAGGAGCUUCGUCACUUGCAAGUUAAAGAUUCUGUUAAAACAAAAGUCGUCGAAGAUAUUGUCGAGUCAGAAAAGAUACCUUGUUCCCAAACUCAAUUCCAAGAAAUGGGAAGCAUUGCUCCUGAUGGAGAAACCUUGUCUUUGCAUGUGACCCGAACAAAAGAUUGGAUCCAGAAGACAACAGCACAUGUUAAUAAGCUGCUGAGUGCAACUUUUCCACACAUCUGUAUUCACUCUUCACACAAGGUGAGAAAGGGACUUGUUGAUGCCAUAAAAGGACUCUUAUUGGAGUGCUUCUACACACUGGGGGACAGUAGACUGAUGCUUCUGGAAUGCUUAUGUGCUUUGGCUGUUGAUGAAUCUGAUGACGUGUCUUCAACUGCACAAGAUUUUCUUGAGUGUUUGUUCUCUCAGAGUUGGAAAUCUCGUAUAGAACAUGAUGCUGCUAAGAUAUUUAUCAGGCACCUGGAAAAGCUUCCCAAAGUGGUGCUUAGCAAUGACGAGCCACUUGCUGUGUUACAUGCUGAGCAAUUACUAACAAUAAUAUUUUAUUCUGGUCCUCGUCUAUUGGUGAACCAUCUUCAGUCACCUAUAGGAGUAGCUAAGUUCCUAGAUGUGUUUGCUGCUUGCCUAAGCCAUAAUUCAGUGUUCUCUGGUUCACUUGGGAAAAUCACUUUAGCAAGUCAAUCAUCAACAGUAGGAUACCUUCCCUCCGUUGCUGAGUUGAAAUCUGGAUCUAAUUUCUUCAGUCGUGGUCUGCCUCUUUUAAAUUCUGGCGUGUGUGAAAACUCUAAGUGUAGCCUUAUUGACAAAAAAUAUGUACAAGAACCUGACAAAACUGCACAAAAGAAAUAUGAACUUCCUCGUAUGCCCCCGUGGUUCGGUUAUGUUGGUAGUCUUAAACUAUACCAGCCUCUUGCAAGGAUUCUCCGACUUGUUGGUUUAUCUAUAUUAGCAGAUCACAGUGGUGAAGGGCUUUUGUCACAUUUGACGGAGACCCUUCUUGGUAACUUCCGUAAAUUGGUUACUGAACUCCGUUUAAAAGAAUACAACAAUGAAAGCUGGCAGUCAUGGUACGAAAGGACUGGUUCUGGACAAUUAUUGCGGCAAGCAAGCACAGCUGCAUGUAUGAUAAAUGAGAUGAUAUUUGGCCUAUCAGAUAAAGCAAUUAAUGAUUUUGCUAGAAUAUAUCAUAGGUCUCCUUUAAGCAAAGGAGUUCUGGUUCAGUCAUACAAACUUGAUUGUGCUGUUCAUGAAUCUUUCUGGAAGAUGCCAAAGGAUACAGCUGUGAAGAGUUAUUUAGUUGAUUGCAUUGGUGGGAUCUUACACGAGUAUUUAUCUGCUGAGGUGUGGAGUGUUCCUGUUGAUCGCAGAGUUGUUGACUUGCAGCUUAAUGUUUCAGAUGAAGAUAUUAGUCUAUACUUUUUCCAAGAUGCUGCAAUGCUACACGAGGUUAUCAUUGAUGGAGUAGGAAUCUUUAAUCUUUGCCUCGGAACAAAUUUCAUUUCAAGUGGAUUUCUUCAUUCCUCUCUUUAUUUUUUGUUGGAGAAUCUCAGUUCUUCAAGUUACCAAGUUAGAAAUGCUGCAGAUUCUGUCUUGCAUAUAGUUUCCACCACAUCUGGCUAUGAAAUGGUUGGACAGUUAGUUUUGGAAAAUGCAGACUAUGUGGUGGAUUCAAUAUGUCGACAAUUACGUCAUUUGGAUAUCAAUCAUCAUGUACCAAAUGUACUAGCAUCUAUUCUUUCAUACAUUGGAGUGGCUCACAAGAUAUUGCCCUUACUGGAGGAACCGAUGCGCUGUGUGUCAAUUGAACUCGAAAUACUGGGUAGACAUCAGCAUCCUGAUUUAACUAUACCGUUCUUAAAGGCAGUAGAAGAAAUAGUGAAGGCAUCGAAACGUGAAGCUUGUCAGUUGCCCCCUCAGGCAGAGUCAUUUUCCACAGAUGUCAGGUCUACAAUCUCCAAUGCAGAAGAAGCAACACAAGAUCAGUGGGAGGUAAUUUCAUUCAAGUUAAAUGAUUCUAGAAGAUAUAGACGAACAGUUGGUUCUAUUGCUGGUUCAUGUAUUACUGCUGCAAUCCCUCUUCUAGCAUCGUUCAAGCAAGAGAUAUGCUUAGCUUCUCUGGAUAUAAUUGAGAGCGGCCUGUUGGCAUUGGCAAAAGUAGAAGCAGCAUAUAAAAUUGAAAGAAAUAUUAAAGAAGCCAUAGAAGAGACGCUAGAAUCACUUUCACUGUAUCACCUGAAGGAUACUUUGGAGGCUACUGAAGAAGGGGCUGAUGAGAACAGGCUGCUUCCAGCAAUGAAUAAAAUAUGGCCAUUCCUUGUUACAUGUAUUCAGAACAGGAACCCAGUGGCUGUCCGGAGGUGUUUGAAUGUGAUCAGCAAUGUAGUGCAAAUAUGUGGUGGAGAUUUCUUCACACGCCGCUUCCAUACUGACGGAACACAUUUCUGGAAACUUCUGACAACAUCCCCAUUUCAUAAAAUGUCCAAUUUUAAAGAUGAGAAAACCCCUUUACAACUCCCUUAUAGAAGCAGUUCUGUUAAUUCAGAGGAUUCAUUGGCCGAGACUUCUUAUCUGAAAGUUCAGAUUGCUGUGCUUAACAUGGUUGCAGAUUUAUGCAAUAAUAAAAGGAGUGCCACAGCAUUAGAACUUGUUUUGAAGAAGUUAUGCGGCUUAGUUGUAGGGAUAGCUUGCAGCAAUGUUGUUGGACUUCGCGAUGCUUCUCUAAAUGCCCUUCAUGGACUUGCAUCUAUUGAUCCAGAUCUUGUUUGGCUUCUCUUAGCUGAUAUAUACUACUCUGUAAAGAAAGAUGCUUUGGCUCCUCCACCUAGACCAGGUUUACCAGAGAUAUCUGAAAUCAUUCCUCUUCCCUCAUCUCCCAAAGAAUACCUAUAUGUGCAGUAUGGGGGGCAAAGUUAUGGUUUUGACAUAGAUUUAGCCUCUGUUGAGUUUGUUUUCACCAAGAUUGAUUCUCAAUAUAAUGUAUAGCUGAGAUCCGUAUUUGCACAUAUAACCCCAUUUAUAUUUUCUUUAUCCUUUGACUAAUUUAAUUUGGAUGAGAAUUUAAACAGUA
Molecule: messenger RNA, 4371 nt
Organism: Lathyrus oleraceus (garden pea)
Lineage: Eukaryota; Viridiplantae; Streptophyta; Magnoliopsida; Fabales; Fabaceae
Exons: 17
Coding region: 252-4286 (1344 amino acids)
Cellular component (GO): cytoplasm
Source: RefSeq, a predicted model, not a curated record